Molecule: messenger RNA, 1569 nt
Organism: Drosophila ficusphila
Lineage: Eukaryota; Metazoa; Arthropoda; Insecta; Diptera; Drosophilidae
Gene: Ric
Product: GTP-binding protein Rit2
Exons: 3
Coding region: 169-963 (264 amino acids)
Biological process (GO): Ras protein signal transduction
Cellular component (GO): plasma membrane
Molecular function (GO): calmodulin binding; GTPase activity; GDP binding
Source: RefSeq, a predicted model, not a curated record
AUCACGCGCCCAUCUUAAAGAGAACCAACCCCGACCAAGAAAAAACAAGAAAAUAAUACACAAUUGGCGACGGCGGUGCAGAGGUUCUCCGUGUGAUCCGAUCGAACGGGUACGGAACGACGGACUUGGGCUAAAUCCUUGAGGUCAGGGGUCAGCGGUCCGUAAGUAAUGGCCGGCGACAUGUCCAUCGGCUGUGCGGCAAUCAAACGAUCCAGCAAGCUGAGGUCCUGCACCAGUGCCGCCGACACGGACUCGAUGCGGGUGCCCAGCGACCACAGGGACAAUGGAAACCUGGUCAAGACGCCCCCGGUGCCGCCCCAGAAUAUGCGGGGCGGUCUACGGGUCUACAAGAUCGUCAUCCUGGGCGACGGCGGAGUGGGAAAGUCAGCUGUCACCCUUCAGUUCGUGAGCCACAGUUUCCUGGACUACCACGACCCCACAAUUGAGGACUCCUACCAGCAACAGGCGGUCAUCGACAACGAGGCCGCCCUGCUCGAUAUCCUUGACACCGCCGGUCAGGUGGAGUUCACGGCCAUGCGGGACCAAUACAUGCGUUGCGGCGAAGGUUUCAUUAUCUGCUACUCGGUCACCGACCGUCAUAGCUUCCAGGAGGCAUCCGAGUACCGGAAACUAAUCACCAGGGUUCGCCUCUCUGAGGACAUUCCACUGGUUCUGAUUGCCAACAAGGUGGACCUAGAGUCGCAGCGACGCGUGACCACCGAGGAGGGUAAGAACCUGGCUAACCAGUUCGGUUGCCCCUUUUUCGAGACCUCGGCUGCACUGCGUCAUUACAUCGACGAGGCGUUCUACACGCUAGUCCGCGAGAUUCGGCGUAAGGAGAUGCAGAAGGCACUGGGAACGGACUCCAAUUCGGAAAAGAUCCAUACGGGGCGGCGAAGCCGCUGGUGGCGAAUCCGAUCCAUCUUCGCCUUGGUGUUCCGGCGCAGGAGGAACCUCAAUUAGGUCCAGGUGGAGAUUUGUUUGAACGAGUGCAAUAUUAACCACACAUACGAGUAACUUUUGUUCGCUAUAUACACGGAAUGUAUAUAGCACACGCCCAUCAAAUACUACCUACAAGAAUUUACCGAUCGAGGAGAACACUAAUUGUUAUGGCCACAGUGGUUUAUUUAUUAUUUGUUACAAAACUAUUUAAAAUACUUGUUGUCGGCCAGAAAGAUUAGCGAGAAGGUAGAGCAGCGAUAGAGUAUAUCAAUACGUUUAAGCACCGAUCCAAAAGAUACAUAUUAACAAUGCACGUACAUAUGUUUAUGUAGUAAAUAUUACUAACGUUGAUUCCUAGACGAGAGCGAUUCAGGAAGUGUGGCAAUUGGCCGAAGCUCAAAAGCAUUUAAAUUCAGCAAGAUCGAAGGGGAGACCCCCCAGUGAACAUUCUGAAAACUCUGAAUCCUAGCCAGGAGAUAAACCCAACGGCCAAUUGCCAGGUAAACAGAGCGGAACAGGGGAUGAUUUUUAAACUUAUGUAUGUACGUAUUUACUCAAAAGACACGCACAUGACAUACGACACAAGCAACACAUUUAACUAAUCGAAUAAAUGUUGAAUUUAAUGUA